Messenger RNA from Ricinus communis (castor bean), 2345 nucleotides. Its product is annotated as DEAD-box ATP-dependent RNA helicase 37. The transcript has 7 exons. Gene Ontology annotation, cellular component: nucleus. Gene Ontology annotation, molecular function: RNA helicase activity; RNA binding; ATP binding. The record is from RefSeq and is a predicted model, not a curated record. Bases 331 to 2184 code for a protein of 617 amino acids. NCBI's taxonomy places the organism in Eukaryota, Viridiplantae, Streptophyta, Magnoliopsida, Malpighiales, Euphorbiaceae.
UAUUAUUAUUAUUAUAAUAUUUUAUACACAAUCUCUCUUUCUUCUCUCUCCUGAAGAAAAUAUAGUAAAAGCGAUAUUUUAGCUUGGUGUCUGAUCCCAAAGAAAAACUAGGGUUUCGCAUUUUCAGUUCUAAUAAUCAAUCAAAUUCACACACACCAAACAGGGUUAUGAUCAGCAAUAAGAAGUGAUUUGACUUGGAUUAGAGGAGAUUUUGACUUGGAGGAGUUGGAUUUUUUUUAUUUGGUUGUUAUAAUCCUUGGUAGGAUUCAAAAUAAAAAUAAUAGGUUUUUGUAAUUGUGGAAAUUAAAAAAACCGUGAUUUCAAGAAAUUAUGAGAACUUCAUGGGCAGAUUCUGUGGCGAACUCUGCAUCUGAGAGUGCAGCCUCUGCUUCCUCUGGUAACAAUCGUCCUUCCCGUCCCACUUAUGUUCCCCCACAUCUCCGUAACCGGGCACCACCUUCAUUUGAUGUUGCUGCUGCUCCACCACCUGCUGUUCCAUCACCAGCCAAUGAUCGUGUAGGUUAUGGUGCUCCAGCUGGUGGUUCCCGCUGGAGUAGUGGUCCUAGACCAGAUUUUGGGCGCACUUCAGGUUAUGGUUCUGGUGGUCGGAGUACUGGUGGUGGUGGUGGUUGGAAUAAUAGAAGUGGUGGGUGGGACCGGGGGAGAGAGCGAGAGGUGAAUCCUUUUGAUGACAAUGAUGGUGAUGUGGACAGCGCAUUUGUCGAACAAGAAAAUACAGGCAUUAAUUUUGACGCUUAUGAGGAUAUUCCGGUGGAGACAAGUGGUGAUAAUGUGCCACCGCCUGUGAAUACCUUUGCAGAGAUAGACUUAGGUGAGGCAUUGAAUCAGAAUAUUCGGAGGUGCAAGUAUGUGAAGCCAACUCCAGUUCAGCGCAAUGCUAUUCCGAUUAUACUUGCUGGGCGGGACUUGAUGGCUUGUGCUCAGACGGGGUCAGGGAAGACAGCUGCUUUCUGCUUUCCAAUUAUUAGUGGAAUCAUGAGGGAGCAGUAUGUACAGAGACCUCGUGGACCAAGGACUGUAUAUCCGCUUGCUCUUAUUCUCUCCCCUACAAGGGAGCUCUCGUGUCAAAUACAUGAUGAAGCCAAAAAAUUUUCAUAUCAAACUGGUGUCAAAGUGGUAGUUGCUUAUGGUGGAGCACCAAUCAACCAACAGCUGCGUGAACUUGAAAGAGGGGUUGAUAUUCUGGUGGCAACUCCUGGAAGACUGGUGGAUUUGCUCGAGAGGGCCAGAAUUUCGUUGCAAAUGAUUAGAUAUUUGGCACUUGAUGAGGCAGAUAGGAUGCUUGACAUGGGCUUUGAGCCUCAGAUUAGAAAGAUAGUUGAACAAAUGGACAUGCCCCCUCCUGGCAGGAGACAGACAAUGCUGUUCAGUGCCACUUUUCCAAAAGAAAUACAGAGACUUGCAUCUGAUUUUCUUGCAAGUUACAUUUUUUUGGCUGUUGGAAGGGUUGGUUCUAGUACGGAUUUGAUUGUUCAAAGAGUUGAAUUUGUUCAUGAGACUGACAAGAGAAGCCAUCUAAUGGACCUUCUUCACGCACAAAGGGAAACUGAAAUUAAUAUUAAGCAUUCUUUGACAUUAGUUUUUGUGGAAACAAAGAAGGGAGCUGAUUCCUUGGAAAAUUGGUUGUGUGUUAAUGGGUUUCCUGCUACAACAAUUCAUGGUGAUAGGACGCAACAGGAAAGGGAAAUGGCACUAAGAUCAUUCAAAAGUGGGAAGACACCUAUUUUAGUAGCAACAGACGUGGCAGCACGUGGUCUUGACAUACCUCAUGUUGCACAUGUAGUCAACUUAGAUCUUCCAAAUGACAUUGAUGAUUAUGUUCACAGAAUAGGGAGAACUGGACGGGCUGGGAAAACAGGUCUAGCCACGGCUUUCUUUAAUGAGAACAAUUUGUCAUUGGCAAGACCGCUAGCCGAUUUAAUGCAAGAAGCCAAUCAGGAAGUACCUGCUUGGCUCACUCGCUAUGCUUCGCGGGCUUCAUACGGUGGCGGUAAGAAUCGACGGACUGGGGGUGGCCGUUUUGGUGGCCGUGACUUUAGAAGAGAGGGCUCUUUUGGUAGAGGCGCUGAUUAUUAUGGUGGAGGGAAUAGCAGCGGUGGAUAUGGGGUUCCUGGAGGUUAUAACGGGGGAUAUGGUGCAGGUGUGGCCAGUGCAUGGGAUUAGGCGUCCCAUUAAAUACUGAAAUCAAAAAAUUCUCUUGUUCUCAUGAGUAUAUAAUUUUUUUCCCCACCUUUUCAAAGAUCAAACUUUUGAUACUCCAUUGUUCUUGAUUUGUUUUUAAUUGGGUUCUUUCUUAGCUAUGGAAAGUUGUAUGGUGUUCCAUA